Messenger RNA from Leopardus geoffroyi (Geoffroy's cat), 1719 nucleotides. RefSeq lists its product as uncharacterized. The coding region runs from base 562 to 942 and encodes 126 amino acids. The transcript has 5 exons. The record is from RefSeq and is a predicted model, not a curated record. NCBI's taxonomy places the organism in Eukaryota, Metazoa, Chordata, Mammalia, Carnivora, Felidae.
UGGGUUUCCGAGUCCCGGCCGCUCCAGCGCACAGUUCCGGAGUGGAGGGAGGAAGUCCCAUCCCGGCUGCCAGGUUCCCCCCUCCUCUCUCCGUUGCGCUUGCGAGGAGCGCCUAGGCUCUUCUUCCUCCGCCCCUCCUGGGAGGCAGCUCGGGACCGCAGGACUUGACUCCCCGCCCCUCACUCUGAGAGGGGGAGGAGCGAGGGAAAAAGGCAUCUUGUUCUCACAGCUGCAGGUUGCCCAACCGAGGGCAUUUAUUUGUUUUUUGGGGAGCAGAGUGCACGCCAGAAAACCCAGGUGUGUUUGGAAUAACAUAGCAUUUAACACAACAAGGAACACUUUUACGGAUAACAAAAAAUAGCAUUAAAAAUUAAAAGCAAUUACUUUCCGAUUUAAAAAAAUUGUUUGGCCCACGUUUUCCAUGCUCUCACAAGGGAUCCGUCAGAGCUGCUGAAGAGGCAGCAGCGAUAUUGUACGACCCUGAGUCAAGGCAUCAGAUCAAACUCAAUCUGGACGUCCUCACAUGCUGCCAGACCCUGGAAUUGCAGAGAAGAAUGGGAGAUGGGCCCUGCCCUGAUGAACUCACAGUUACCUGCUGUUAACCGCUGUCUGGAAACAGAUGAUCUUCCUCUGAUCUAUGGACAGAAGGCCAAGGGUAGCCUGAUGCUAUAUCACAACACCAUUAUUCACCUCACUUCAUCUCAUCACAUGAGCAUCUUAUCAUCUCACAUCAUCACAAGAGGAAGAAGGAAAGGAAAGCUGAAUAUUCUCCUGCUUAAACCUGAUGCCAGAAAGAAUUCCACCCCCAUUCCUCUCUGCUGUUCCCUGCACCCACCACUCCAGCCUGAAGCCAGAGACCACGCUGUUUCUCUCCUGGCUCCACCUCUGAGCGGCUGCAGCAGUCUCUUGAGGAGCUUGCUAAGGCUCAGCCUAUUCUGCUGAACGUGAGGAACGUGUCAUCUGCCGUCUGCUUGAGCGGUUGUGAAGAUUCAGCAUGGUAAUGUGUGUAAAGUAUGAACACACUGCUGGACACAAGCAGACACUCAUGAAAUACUCACAGUUGUUAUUCCACUACUGAUGUGAGCGGGUUCCUCAGCUAAUAGACGAGGGAGUUUCAAAGGGGUGGUGAUGGGUACUGAGUGUGUUCAAUGUCGUGACAGAGGAGAGAAAAAUGAGCACUGAGAACAGACACAGACCACAUGGUCAGUGCAGGUGGCAUGCUUUUUCUCCAGCAGAGGGCAGCUGUGGGGAGAGAAGAAGAUGGGCCUUCCAGAAGCUUCUCUCUUCUCUUACAAAUAUUUCCCAAACAGCCCCUCAUUCAUUGCAGAUGAUUAUGUUCCUUGCCUGAAGCUGAGCAAUCCUUUUCAGAGUAUCUGUCUAGCGACCUGGCAUUUCCCUGUCACUGCACAGGUAAACCAGUAGGAUGUGUUUGGGGGGUAAAAGUAAUAUUGUAACUGAAAUCUGACUGGGCUCCCCAGGCUGGUUCUGCUGUCAUCCCACACCUCAAGGCCAAGGUUAUGUAGCCAUACCUUUUAAAAAACCCCAAACCCACUGAAAAGCAUCCCCUAAAUAAUGUGGAUAAAGUUUCAGGGAGAGAAGAAGGAAAAGGUUCCACUGACAUCACACCCGCAGACAUUUAAAAAAAUCCAUCAUAACUGCUGGUGAGAAUGCAAACUGGUGUAGCCACUCUGGAAAACAGUAUGGAGUUUCCUCAAAUAA